AAUUACGCGAGUGAAAAAGUUAUUUGUGCCGUAAUUAUAGUGAAACUGGAUUGCUACGAUGCGCCUGGAUGAGCAUAAUGGAACUGUCGCGAUAAUCUGUGGAUGCUUUACCUGCAUGGGUGCAGAUGUCAGCGUGUACAACAACGUGGGUCAUGAUAGCAAGGUUCAAACGUUGCUGUACCUGUUUACCUGCGAUGAGGCUGUGGAAAGUACAAUGAAGUAUAAGAAUAAUGGAUUGAAUCAUAAGGGUGAGAAUAUGAGAAGGAGAAGGGAAAAGUGCAGAGGCUUCUAGUGACUUUUCACGGGAAACAAUUGUCUUGCCUGGGGGGAUUUGGCGGUUGCCCCAAGAUGGCGGACACGGUUGGCGUGCGACAAGCACGAGCUGAAAAGUGCCGAGAACGCGAGAAAUUGACGAUUCUGUGUUAAAUCGGUUACGUGAGUUUCAUUCGUGGACAGCUGAAGGAUCGUCGAGGAAAAAAAACAAGCUCGGAUAAUAUAGUCAAAGUAGAAGCUGUGGUCGCAGGAGGCACGAAAUGAGUCGAGCAGAAAUCAAGUCCAUUUGUAUCCCGUUUGGAAAACCGUGGAACGGCGUGAACGUUAACCAGUUUUCGUUACACUUUUCUCAAACUUUGUUCCCUCAUCUCUGAGGAACCGUGUCUCUUAUAAUAUUCCACACGAUUGUACAGUGCGAACCAGGUGUAAAUUAGAUAAAAUACAUAGCCUUGAGAUACACUGAAGGUGGUAACGAAGAAAUCGAAUCAAGACCAAAGAUCAAAACCGAAGAGAGAAACAAAAAAAGAAGUUGGAAGUGAUUUUCUAUCCGAUCCUCGAGAAGAUAAUUUCCAAGAAAUUGAUCGUUCCAAUCGAAGAAAAAAAGAAAGGAUUAUUUUGUUUGGAAUAAAAGGAAAAAAAAAUAAAACCAGGAAGAUAGAAGAUAAAAUGAGCACAAUGACCGGCACCCAGUGUACGUCUGUGAAGGAGUUCUACAGGGACAGGUCUAUCUUCAUCACCGGGGGUACUGGCUUCAUGGGCAAAGUACUCGUCGAGAAGUUACUCAGAUCUUGUCCAGGGAUAAAAAAUAUUUAUUUGUUAAUGAGACCCAAGAGGGGACAGGAUGUCCAACAGAGGUUGAAACAACUAUUGGAUGGACCGCUGUUCGAGAAGUUACGACGAGAUUACCCGCAAGAGCUAUCGAAAGUGAUUCCUGUGGCUGGAGACAUAACGGAACACGAAUUAGGCAUCUCGGAAGCUGAUCAGGCUGUAUUAAUAAAAAAUGUGUCGAUUGUUUUUCAUUCCGCUGCUACUGUAAAAUUCGACGAGGCGCUGAAGCUUUCUGUGACCAUCAACAUGGUCGGCACCAAACAGCUCUUGAAUUUGUGUCACCGCAUGUGUAAUUUGGAGGCUCUGAUCCAUGUAUCGACGGCGUAUUGUAAUUGCGACCGCAAGGACGUCGCCAAAGAGAUUUAUCCGCUUGAAGCUGAACCUGAACAUGUGAUCGCAUUGACGAAGAUCAUGGAUACAAAGAUGGUUGACGAUAUAACACCGGCUUUGAUCGGUAACCGACCGAACACCUAUACAUUCACCAAAGCCCUGACCGAAAGGAUAUUGCAAUUGGAGUCUGGUUAUUUACCAGUAGCGAUCGUUAGACCAUCUAUCGUUUUGUCGUCGCUUAGAGAACCGGUAGCUGGUUGGGUGGACAACUGUAACGGACCCACCGGGCUCAUUGCUGCUGUUGGCAAGGGUGUCUUCAGAACAAUGCUGUGUCACGAGAACAUGAUCGCAGAUUUGGUGCCAGUUGAUAUAGUGAUAAAUCUGAUGAUUUGCGCGGCAUGGAGGACCGCGACGAAUCGCACGAAAACGAUUCCCGUGUAUAAUUGUUGUACAGGUCAACAGAACCCGAUCACUUGGAAGCAGUUCGUUGAUCUGAUGUUCAAGUACACCCGAAUGCAUCCACCAAACGGUGCUAUUUGGUAUCCGGGUGGUCGAUGCCGUAAUUCCGUUGUAAUGAACAAAAUGUGCGCCCUCUUCCAACACGUGAUACCGGCGCAUAUUUUAGACUUCCUGUAUCGGCUAAAAGGGAAACCGACCAUCAUGGUCGGCAUACAGGUAAAACUCCGUAAAGCUGCGAAAUGCUUGGAGUAUUUCAGCACACAACAGUGGAACUUCAGGGAUGACAAUGUUCGAAACUUAGGAGAACAGCUCAGCCCAGAGGACCGGCAAACGUUUAUGUUCGAUGUCAGACAAAUUGAUUGGCCGUCGUAUUUAGAGCAUUAUAUAUUGGGAAUUCGGCACUUCAUUUUGAAAGAGAGUCCGGACACACUGCCAGCUGCUCGUUCACACAUCAAAAAAUUGUAUUGGUUUCACAAGGCUUUAGAAUUCGCGAUGCUGUUAGUGGUGCUGCGAUAUUUGUUGGUACGCAGCUCCGUUACCCGAACUGCUUGUUUCUCAUUGUUGUCAGUCGUGUUACGUAUGUGCCGUAUGAUUGUUUGACGGCUCAGAAGCUUGGCCGAGGAUCACGACAGGCGUAACAAGGAGCUAAAACUAAUCUCAAAGCAUAAUCUCAAGGUGCGGAUCGUUCUUCGACUUCACUGCUCGCCGUUCCCAACGAUAAAUUGCUACGACGUUCAAACAUCCCAUCGGUUGGCCUUUUUGAUGUUUCUAUUUGUUCAUAACUAUUAGCCUCCGCUAGAGAUAUAAUUCCGCAGGGAAGUGUAUCGUUUGUCGUUUAAACAUAUGCAAAUGCAAUUGAGACACAUACACGUACACACACCGUAUAUAUGCAUACACAGAACGUGUAUUAAAAGCUUCCAAGAAAAGAAAACAUGUACGUCGAGUCACUUUGUUAUAUUUACGAAAGUUAACCGAAAGAGGAUCCUUUCUUUGGGUAAUAUGCCGUCGUCUUCUUGUUCAACGUAACAGCAGUGAGAGGAAACGGAAGGAAAGUUCACGUUUAACAUCGCGUUUAUUAAUUAUGGGUAUAAUUUAAUUGUCAUUGUAAUUGACGAGUGUUUAAUCGAUGCCAAUCAAACGGCAUCAGUUUCGUUAUUGAACAUCGACAUUUCGCAUAUCGUCGAUUUGUAAUGACGUGACGCUAGUGAUACCUUUGAGGUAUAGAUUUCCCUGACGUUCACCUUGGUGUUAAUUCACUGUAUAUCAUGGUGAUAUAUGGCGUCUAUUGAAAAAGAUACGACGCGUUAAACUCUAUGAGCCGGCAACUCGAAUUUUUUCAAUCUCAGUUUUAUCUCAUUUUUAUCUCGAAGACCAAGGAAAAUAGAAUGAUAACGUUUUACAAAUUAUAUACAUAUAUAUGCAAAAUUAUUUGUGUUUUUAUAUAUUUGUAGCGAUUAAUCAACGGUGUCCCUACUUUGCGUUCUUCCUUCUUUAUUCAUUGAUCUGUUUAAGUAACGUUAAGGCUUCCAGUGAAUUUUCCCGGUGAAUUUGUAAUCGUCCAAGGUUCCAUCGUUGUCGAAUAACAAAAGCGAAGGCAGGUUUAAUAUUAAUUGUAGAAAUAAAUAUCGAAGCGAUAGAUUAUUUAUACGGAUGUACUUUGACAUUGCCAAAAUAUUUUCACGCCUCCACAAUCUUUUAAUUCCUUUCUUCAUGAUUUCGACGACGUUCAAAGAUGAUGAAAAUCUUUCGCAUACAACGUCGUUUAAUCCUUUUGGAAGUAGAAUUCAGAAUGUUGAAGCGUUUUCGCUCUUAGAAGGCGAGCUUUAUCACUGAAAUUAAUGUAAUUAAUCGUAACGUACAACUGUAAUACGACAAAGCAUAGGUGUAUACGUUAAAAGGAAUGAAAACCCAAAGGGUUGAACGUCGAUGUAACAUCGAAUCCUUUUGAGCCUUUUAAAAUAUUAACUUCCUUUUUCUCUUUUCCAAAGUUGUAACACAAUUUCCAUGUUGUACGCACAUAUACUUCUUUUUGACGUUCAAUGUAUCCUUUAUAUAGAGAAAAAGAUUAAAUUAACUGUGUUUAGAGGCUCGAAAGGUUCGAUUAGAAGAUUUAAAUGCCGGCUAGAGGAGUUAGAAAUUCGUCGUGCCUUUGUGUCGUUACUGUUUCACGUUUUCCGUUCGUUUGUACCAGAACGUAAGGUACAUAGAGGGAUAUUUAAUUACAUUCUAACGAGUACGCUCAAUUCAUUCGGUUUCACCAUCAACGAACCAAGUUUUAAUUGAGUUACGCGUUCAUUUACUUUGAACGAGACGUAAUUGUAAUUUGUUUGAAUUGGACAAUUGUUUGUAGGGAUUUAAUUGUUAUUUUUUAGUUUUGGAAAUGCGAGUAUUUAUAUAGAAAAAAGAUAGGGAAAAAUGGUUAUUAUAAAAAGAGCGUUUCUUAAAGUUUUUGUUAAAUUAAUUGUUUUCUUUUUUUUUAACGAUUAAAUAGCGAAGAAUCAAUA
Osmia bicornis bicornis is the source of this 4394-nucleotide messenger RNA. RefSeq names its product putative fatty acyl-CoA reductase CG5065 (gene FAR1). The transcript has 7 exons. Gene Ontology annotation, cellular component: peroxisome. The record is from RefSeq and is a predicted model, not a curated record. NCBI's taxonomy places the organism in Eukaryota, Metazoa, Arthropoda, Insecta, Hymenoptera, Megachilidae. The coding region runs from base 940 to 2490 and encodes 516 amino acids. Gene Ontology annotation, molecular function: alcohol-forming very long-chain fatty acyl-CoA reductase (NADP+) activity. Gene Ontology annotation, biological process: long-chain fatty-acyl-CoA metabolic process.